Molecule: messenger RNA, 993 nt
Organism: Fulvia fulva
Lineage: Eukaryota; Fungi; Ascomycota; Dothideomycetes; Mycosphaerellales; Mycosphaerellaceae
Product: Cyclin-dependent kinase 1
Exons: 3
Coding region: 1-993 (330 amino acids)
Biological process (GO): G1/S transition of mitotic cell cycle; regulation of gene expression; regulation of G2/M transition of mitotic cell cycle
Cellular component (GO): nucleus; cytoplasm; cyclin-dependent protein kinase holoenzyme complex
Molecular function (GO): ATP binding; cyclin-dependent protein serine/threonine kinase activity; cyclin binding
Source: RefSeq, a predicted model, not a curated record
AUGGAGAAUUACCAGAAGAUGGAGAAGGUCGGCGAGGGCACUUACGGAGUCGUCUACAAAGCACGCGACCUCAGUACACCCGAUCAACGCAUCGUGGCCCUCAAGAAGAUCCGCCUCGAAGCCGAAGAUGAAGGCGUGCCCUCUACCGCGAUCCGCGAAAUUUCCCUGCUCAAAGAGAUGAACGACCCGGCAGUUCUCCGUCUCCUCAACAUCGUACACGCAGACGGCCACAAGCUCUACCUCGUCUUCGAAUUCAUGGAUCUCGACCUGAAGAAGUACAUGGAAGCACUCCCAGUCUCACAAGGUGGUCGCGGCAAGCCAUUGCCUGAAGGAACCAUGGAGGGACGAGGACACAUGGGACUGGGUGCAGAGAUGGUCAAGAAAUUCACCCAUCAACUCCUCUCCGGCAUCCGCUACUGCCACUCCCACCGAGUCCUCCACCGCGACCUCAAACCCCAAAACCUCCUCAUCUCCGCCGACGGCAACCUCAAGAUCGGCGACUUCGGCCUCGCCCGCGCCUUCGGCGUGCCCCUCCGCACCUACACCCACGAAGUCGUCACCCUCUGGUACCGCUCCCCCGAAAUCCUCCUCGGCGGCCGCCAAUACAGCACCGGCGUCGACAUGUGGUCCGUCGGCUGCAUCUUCGCCGAAAUGGCAACCCGCAAACCACUCUUCCCAGGCGACAGCGAAAUCGAUGAGAUUUUCAAGAUAUUCCGCGUGCUGGGGACUCCUUCAGAGGCGGACUGGCCGGGCGUGACGAGUUUCCCGGAUUUCAAGAGUAGUUUCCCCAAGUGGGAGAGGAAGACUGAGGAGGAGUUGGUGAAUGCGGAAGCUGUCAAAUUCCUUGGUGACGAGGGCCUGAAUCUUCUCGACGCGCUGUUAGUAUACGACCCAGCGGGCAGGAUGAGUGCGAAGCAGGCUGUGCACCAUCCAUACUUUCUGGAGGGACCGGGUGGACAGUAUCCUAAGAACAGGACGAAUGGGUUUCACUAA